AUGCAUCCGGACGAGGUGUACCUGCCCAGAAUUGGCGAUUGGUAGGCCGAUUUCAUAGAAAAAAAGUGUAAAAAUUCCAUUUUCAGCCGGAAAUGCGAACACUUCGAUGAGUUAUUUCGAGGGAGAUGGCUGCGAUCGCAAUCUGACGUGCUUCAGCUCUUAUUGGACGUACAUUGCGGCCACGUGGACAAAUACAAACAUUCCGAAACCCGAAAAUGUGACGGAUAAUAAUAUUGUGAGUUUUCUCGUGUAAAAUGUCUUGAAUUUUGAUGCGGCUCCUUUAAAAUCGCUCAAAAAACCAGUGUUUGUGCUCGUUUCCGCUGAAAAAUCGAUAAAAAUUUUCAGUACAUCAACUCUGGCACAGGCGAUCAAGGACCGCCGGUGAAUCUAAUCGACCUUUUCGGAAUAAGUUGUGUGAAUUCGACGUGGUACGCAACAAAAUAUCCGUUCGGAAUCGAGUACAGCGCCAUAAUUAUGAAUGUGAGCGAGGUCGAGGGAAACGGAUAUAUGACAGAGAUCAGCAUGAUUUUCUGUAUGGAAUUAGAAUAA
Caenorhabditis sp. 36 PRJEB53466 is the source of this 549-nucleotide messenger RNA. The record is from the annotation of a GenBank genome assembly. Lineage: Eukaryota; Metazoa; Nematoda; Chromadorea; Rhabditida; Rhabditidae.